Messenger RNA from Rhodotorula toruloides NP11, 1233 nucleotides. RefSeq lists its product as uncharacterized. Bases 1 to 1233 code for a protein of 410 amino acids. The record is from RefSeq and is a predicted model, not a curated record. The transcript has 2 exons. Lineage: Eukaryota; Fungi; Basidiomycota; Microbotryomycetes; Sporidiobolales; Sporidiobolaceae.
AUGGACGUCGACAGUCCCGAAGACGCUCUACCACCCGCCCAGCGACUGCCUGUCGAGAUCCUCAGCUCCAUCUUCGACUUCAGCUCACCCUCCCUCGCUCCCCCUCCCCACCGACCACGCCGCGACAUCCUCGCCGAGGACGAGACUGAGCGGGCAGCUGAGCUAGCGCGCUGUGGAUCCGUCUGCAGGCAAUGGCGGGCGGCGGUUGAUGCAUUGGGCGAGGUGCACUUUGAAACCCUCACCACCGCGUCGGCAGUUGCGAACCGAGGCCGGCGGGCGAGUACGCUGACGGUGAACGUCUGGGAGGAUGAGUACAGCCGGUGGGGCUCGCUGCCGCUCUGGAUCGUACCGGACGUCGACUCGGCAACACUCGCCCUUCAUCAUCCUCUCUCGAAGCAGAAGCCGCCUGCACCCUUCCCUUGUCCCGAAUUGUACCGCUGUCAUCUUCGCGAGGUCGUGCUGCUUGGAGGCACGGAGACCUGCGUGAACUACGCCUGGAUCGAGCCGUUGCUGCAAGACGUGCCAACUCUCGAAGUCCUCCGUCUUCCCCAUGUCGACAAUCCCAGCAUCGUACACGAGACAGCCCUGGACCUCACGACUCUCCAACUCGCCAUUUUCUUCGAGUACGACAACUUGCUCCUCCACAACCUCCUCCCGCGCGCCAAGCGCCUUCGAAACCUGCACCUCACCGAUGUACCGAAGCAUGUCCAUGCGCGUAUGGAGCACGAGCCGCCCGAACUGCUCGCCAAUCUGCCGAGCGUCCUCGCAGACUUCCUCUCGCAAAUCACCUCCUUCAGUUGGCUGCUCGUCCCCCGCACUGGGCAGCUCGACAUCCUGCCGCAGCUGCUAGAACGCCUGAAGCAGGUUCGGUACCUCGAAACGGGCCUCGGCGCCUUCCGCGACGCAACUUUCGAGCACCUCCCCAAACUCGUACAUCUCCGCAACUUGCGUCUCGUCCGACACGCCGACACCCCCGCACACGAUAGAGACUCCCCGUACUGGUCGUUCGAGGCGCUCGCCGAGCAGACGGCCCUUUUUCUCAACAACGACGAGCGAGACGGCCAGGUUCUCCGGAUCGACGUGCAGGUGGAAGGGACGCUGGCGAAGUACGACGUUGCGCAGCGGAGUGCGCGCAAGUCGUUCGAGCAGGCGAUGCAGGGACUCCCGACUGCUGUCUAUCUUCUCGAGAUUAGGCUGCAUUUCUAUCAGAAGCCGUACAUCGCCUUUCCGUGA